This is a messenger RNA of Chenopodium quinoa (quinoa), 3197 nucleotides long. RefSeq names its product protein SDA1 homolog. The record is from RefSeq and is a predicted model, not a curated record. Bases 1 to 2487 code for a protein of 828 amino acids. Lineage: Eukaryota; Viridiplantae; Streptophyta; Magnoliopsida; Caryophyllales; Amaranthaceae. Gene Ontology annotation, biological process: ribosomal large subunit export from nucleus; ribosomal large subunit biogenesis. The transcript has 16 exons. Gene Ontology annotation, cellular component: nucleolus.
AUGACAACCGGCACAGCCUCAGCCAUGACUACCUUUAAUCGCGGUUGGAGCUUCCAGAAGCUUCGGCCAGAGAUGAAGAAGGAUCCUGAAAGUUAUGAAGAUGAAUUACAAUCAUUAUACCGUGAUUUCAAUUACAGCAUUGAGCCUUUCGAGCAGCAAAUUGAUUUCGGUUUCACCUCGUUAAGCGAUGAUUCCACCGCCAACAAAGAACUCGGCGAUAGAGCCUUCUUCCUUGCUCAAUUGUCAUCUUCUUAUCCUCGACAUCUCUGUGAUUUCCCCGACCUCCUCGUUUAUCUUCUUCAUCGUGUUGCUACUCCCGUUUCUCUCUCGCCUUCUUUGAGAUCACUGCGCUUCAAACUCACUCAAUCGCUCAUUCUUCUUCUUAAUAGAAAUGUAAUUCACUUUACGACUUUGUUAGCGUUGUUUAUGAAGCUUCAGGCACUGAAAGAUAGGAAUUUGAAGAAAUUGGCGUAUUCACAUGUCGUUCUUUCGAUUAAGAAGCACAAGAAUAAUCAUGCUAGGAAUAAGAUUUUGCAGAAUGUCGUUCUUCAUAUGCUUCAGAGUGGGGAGGAGGCAUUAGCAAGGAGGUCUCUUGUUGUGCUAUGCAAUCUGCACCGGAUGAAUGUAUGGUCUGAUGCAUUAGUUUCAAACGCAAUAUGCCGUGCUUGUCACCAUCCUACAUUACGGUAUCUACUAACACCUACCUUAAAGCAAGCUGCUCUUUCCUUUCUUCUUAGUUAUCAGAUGAUUGAAGAAGAUGAUGAAACUGAUGCUUCAGGCAAUGAAGAUGAGGGGUGUGCUCAACAAACACGAGUUGUUCUCCAUAGAGAGCAAGUCGAUAAGGCUCGCCAUAAGGGCACAACAUCAAGCAAAAAGAAAAAAAAGGCUAAGUUGAAACGUGAGAUUUGUAGCAUGAAAAGGCAGCAGCGCUUGAGUUCGGAGAAAACUGGUUCAAAUCACUAUUCGCCACUUUCAGAUUUGCACGAUGCAGAUGCAUUUGUGGAUGAGCUGUAUUCUUACCUUCAUAGAGAUAUAAUAGAAGAGUUCAACUUUCUGAGAGCUCAUUCAGGGGUUAACAUGAUGACAAUUAUAGUGAUUGCUCGGACAAUUGGGCUUCACCGAUUGAUCAAGCCAAAGUUCUAUUGUUUCCUUGGAAAGUAUUUGAUGCCCCAUGAGAAGGAGAUUACUAAACUACUUGCUGCUGCUGUUGAAGUCUUCCAUGUUGAUGUUCCAGAUGAUGAUGUUAAACCCCUAUUUCUUCAGAUCGUAAAUAACUUUUUACACAAUAGUUCGUCGCAACCAGAGGCAUUUGCUGUAGGAUUGAAUGUGGUCAGAGAGAUAUGUCUACGCAUGCCUCGGUUGAUGAAUGAUGAUUUGCUACAAGAACUUGUGUUAUAUAAGAAAGAAAAUGUAAAGGCAAUUUCACUUGCUGCCCACUCCCUUCUCAAAUUGUUCAAAGAGGUUAAUCCUUCACUACUUGCAAAAAAACACCGUGGACGGUCUGCUGCAAAUGUUAAACCUAAACAAUAUGGAGAGGCGAGUGAUGCAACCGAUGUCCCUGGAGCUGAUUUGCUGCGGCAAGGUAAAGAAUAUGAUGAUCAAGAUUAUGACAGUAUCAAAGUUGAGAAUGAUGAUGCAGAGGAUGAUGAUGAUGGCAGUGAGGAUGCAGAGGGUGAUGCUAGUGAUGAGGAUGCAGAGGAUGAUGCUGGUGAUGAGGAUGCAGAGGAUGAUGAUGAUGAUGUAACGUCUUUUAAUUGCUUAGGGGAUAGUGCAGUGAAUGAAUGUUGUGCUGAAGUUGAGUCCAAGGUAGGGGAUGAUGACAGGAUUACCGCUGGUGAGGAGUUUCGGGAAGAUGAUGUGGAUAUGGAAGACGAAUUUAGUAGUUUGAUUGAAUCUGAUGGUAGUCAUGUACAGAUUUCUGGAGAAAGGAAGAGAAAAUAUGCUGAUUUUGACCAACAAUUAGAUACUGCUGAUUCUGAUUUUAGAGCAUUGAAGAAAUUAACAGUACGUAAGUCGGAACACAUGUCCGAAGCAGAUGAUCACUUCUAUUCUAAUGAAGAAUUCCAACAAAUCAAAAAAUUGCUGGUAAGGUUCAUGCUCUGUAAAUUCUCCACCAACCUUUUAGCUACAGAGUGUGAAUUGCGAAAGUGUUCAGGUUCCAAGUCAACAACUUUGUUCCCAAGUUCAGACCAAUUAAGUCUCAAGCCAGUUAAUCCUGCUAAACUUGAAGCAAAUAUCAAAAGAAAGAUGACCAAGAAGGAAAAACUGGGAAGUAUGAUGGCAGGAAGAGAAGACAGGGACGAAUACAAAUCACGAGCUGCUGUAAAACAAAAUAAGAAGGGUGGUUCAAGCAACCGGCAGAAGGAUCAUAAGAAGAUUAUGCCUAUUGCUGCAAAGAGAGGCAAGAUCGCAAGAACCAAACAAGAGAAAAAGAGAAAACAGAUAUCUUCUGGUAAACAGUUUCGAGGGAAGAAGGCAUGGAAGUGAGUUAUUUUACUGUAUGAGUCAUUUAUUUGUGACAUCUAACUUGAGGAAUGUCUCCUUGGUCGAGGAACCAAUGACGCAUAACAGGACUUUAUUUAUUUUAAUUUUUAGUUUAAAGGUAUUUAAGAUGUACACCUUUUAUUGAUGUUUUAAGUUUAAUUAUUAUGAUAUUUUGCUUAUAAUUUUGAAACCUUUGGGAGUUAAUAUAUAUGAUCACCCGUAGUCUUAUUCUGAUAAUCAUUUUUGUAGGAUGCAUUAGGGGUUUUUUUUUUUAUUUAUUUAUUUUAUGCAAUAGUAACUCAUCUUAAUAGGUACUUUAAAUAUAUCAAACAUUUAUUUUAUAGAACUUGAUAAUUUUAUUUUUGCUGCUUCUUCACUAACUCUAAAUAAACUUUACUAAACAUUGCACGAUUACACAACUUCAACACAUCCUUUGAUGGCGCAUUUAUGUGAAAUAAAUUUAAUUGGAGAUCAACAACAUAUGUGAUAGAGAGGUAGCUUUGAACAAUCCUAAUUCUCACUCUAUUCACCAUUGUUAGACUACAUGGCAAAGAAGGGGCACACCACCAUGAAAUUUUACUUUGGUCCUUUAAUAAUUUUACACCUUCCCUCUCCCUUAUCAUCAUCCAAAAGGAUGAUUUAGGUAUCCCCAAUCAAAAGGGCCAAUCAAGCUUCUUUCACUCAUCCAAAAAAAAAAAAAAAAAAAAAAAAAA